AUACAGGUGGUUGCCAGGGUGAUGCACUUGUUUGUAAACAAAGAUGUGCUGAAGAAGAGGAGCGACGAUGAGUCUGUACUUUGAAAAUCCCGUGAAUUUUCCGGAAUCUGGGACGAUUUCGACGAACGAAACUUGGCACCCGAACGCUCCACUUCUUGCGGUCGCCAGUUAUUCGCAAGAAAAAGGUGGAUUCGUCACCAUCUUCGACGACCAGGGCGAACCUUUGCACGAUGUUAAUUGCCCUUACCAUGCAGUCUCCCAAGUCACAGCCUUGUCCUGGCAUCCGGAUCGCAACAUCCUGGCAACAGGAUGGGAGAGCGGAGAGAUCAGGAUCUGGAAUGGGAUUGACAAAGAUUUCUUAUUGGUGAAUGGUCCGCACACAGCACCAGUGACUUUAUUGGAGUUCAGUGAGAAGGGAGGACGAUUGGUUAGCUGUGAUGCUACAGGUUCAAUGGUGGGAUGGAAGGUGGAUCAGAAAGGACAGGUGAUUACAGCUUUCCAUCACGAUUUAAAAGAAGCCGUCACUCAUCUAACAUUUCGCUUAACUGUGAAAACUCACUUUGAGUACGAUGUUGAGGGUCUCGCGAAGGCGGCGGUUAAUGGAGAUGAGCACGCUUUGGAUCUCUUCAGCAAUUGGAGACCGAAGACUACGGCCAGGAAGUUCCGUGUCCAGGAUGGUACAGAUAAUCAAUGCUUCUUCGUUGGAACGCAAUUAGGUUCGGUGUAUUACGUGAACCAAUCCGGUGCUUGCACCGAAGUGCUGAACACGGAAGGAACUCCCUUAAGUUACAUCUUGUACCAAGAGAAUGCCGAGUCUUUGAUCAUCAUGAUGGAUGGGUUUACCAUAGGUCAUUUCAAGGUGGAUUUCCAAGGGCAUCUGACUGAGCUGGUAAAGGUGAAGAUGAGCGGUAGGGCGCAAGGUGUUAGAGCAACAGCUAAUCAAGGCUUGAUUUGGGCUGGAGGAAGUUGUCUAGCUGUACUAACCGGAGAAUUAACAGUUCGUAUUUGGGACGUGGAUUCCAAUGAUAAUUAUGUACUUCCCACCUCGCUGAAGAACUACGGCAGCAACGACGAAAUUAGCAAGCAGAUCAACGAGAUGUUCACUUGCAUCUCGUAUUGCAAAUUAAAUCAUACUUUAUGUGCAGGCACGAACGCUGGUAGGAUUUACUUCUGGGUGCAAAAAGGAAGCAAAUUUGAAGGAAAGGAAGCCGAGGAGCUGUGGGAAUUGAAGACGAUAAGCAGUGUUAGCGGUACUGUUAAGCAGGUGCAUUGGGGCUCGAUACAUCUUAGAAAUCCCAUCCUGAGCGUCAACUGCGUGACUAGGGUUUACAUAAUGAAGGAGCAAGGAUUGUCGGUGGCGUUCAGCGAGAGGAUGUGGGCUACGCAGAAGAACGCUUCUCAAAUCCUCCUGGAAACCGGAGAAGAUAAUCUGGUGUUGAAUCUGGAUAUACAGGUGACGGAUUUAUCAGUGAAUCACGAGUGUUUGGCGGCAACAAACGGGAAAACGAUUUGUCUUUAUGGAGUGGUUAAGAAGAGCAAGAGUAACCAAGAGGAGAAGGAUAAAAAGAAAGUAUCGAACCUUACCGCAACGUUAAUGAGUAGCUUCUCCUGCGACAACGAAACCAUCAAACUGCACGGCAAAGACGUCGUAGUUAUGUAUAUUAGCGGCGUUACAAUACGAACUUCAAAUGGAGGUGUUUUAUCAAAUAUACCCACAGUUUCCAACGAAGGAGAACCUAUAGGAAUCGAUGUGUGCGGUCAUUUCUUAACGAUAUUUACUAUGGAAGGUUUUCUGAAAAUCUACGAUAUCUCCGAUAGAGAACCGAAGAUGGUGACUAGCAUCAGGAAUAUGUACGACAUGUGUCCGGAUUUCGGAGAGAUCAUCCAGGCUAAGUCUAACAGCAACGGCACUAGAAUUGCGUUGACCGUAGCCGCAGCGAAUUUGAUUCCCGAUGGUAAAUUGUACGUUUGGGACGUCGAGAAUGAUGCAAUGGUCAAUUACGAUUUCCGGAAGGACGUUACUGCCGAAUUAGAUGAGGAGGAAGAGGAUGAUCCAGAUUUGACUCGCUCUGGCUUCGAUAAAGUCUGCACGGAUAGAGUCCCAUUGGGCUGUUCAUGGGAUGUUGAUGAUCCGAGAUUGUUGAUUUGCAAUGCGAGGAAAUUGAAAGUAACGAGAGGACCAGAAAAAAGUAAAAGUUUAGAGAGCGAAGAGCAAGUUAUCGUCAGCAUGUUCUUUUCUACGGACAAGGGUAUAUGCAUACAAGACGUGAGGGCCGCACAUGCUGAUGCUAGGUUGCUGGGUGUUGCUACACCGUACAUAGCGAUUCUGCAUAAGUUGAACGUCGAUCGAUUGGUGAUGAACGAUUUCGUGGGAUUGGAGACUUGCAAUGCGGCUACGAAGAAUGCAGUAUUAGAUUUCAGCUAUAACUUGAGCAUUGGAAAUAUGGAUUCGGCGUUCAAGGCUAUAAAGCUGGUACAAAGUAGCGGAGUCUGGAACAGUUUGGCUCGGAUGUGCGUGAAGACUAGAAGAUUGGAUGUGGCUGGAGUGUGUUUAGGACAUAUGGGUAACGCAAGAGCUGCGAAAUUAUUAAGACAAGCAAUGUCAGAUUCCUCUUUACCGCAUGAGGCUAAAUUGGCGGUUCUUGCAGUGCAAUUAGGAAUGCUUGAAGAAGCUGAGCAGUUGUAUAUUCAGUGCGAACGGUACGAUCUUCUGAAUAAGUUGAAUCGCGAUAGAAAUAAAAUGGACGAGGCUAUUGCUGUGGCUCAGACCAAAGACAGGAUACAUCUGAGGCACACCGAACAUGUUUGGGCGAAGAACAUGGAGUUGGAGGGAAAUUUUAAAGAAGCCAUUGCUCACUAUGAAAAAGCCAACACUCAUAGAUACGACGUUCCUAGGAUGUUGAUGGAUCAGCAGGAGCAACUACAAGGCUACAUGUCCAAGACCACUGAUCCGGAAUUGCUGAAAUGGUGGGGUCAAUACAUCGAAUCGCAAGGAGAUAUGAACGCUGCUCUGCGGAUUUAUUCGAACGCCGGUGAUAUUUACUCGCAGGUUAGAGUUCUCUGUUUUUUGGGCGAAGAGAGUAGAGCCAGCGAUUUGGCUCGAUCGGGGAACGACAAAGCCGCUUUCUACCACAUGGCCAGACAUUACGAAACUACGGGAAACAUCGAGGAUGCUGUCGGCUUCUUUACUAGAGCAAACGCUUACAGUAACGCUGUUAGAUUAUGUAAAGAAAAUAACUUGGUUGAUGAGUUGUGGAAUAUUGGCUCAGUGGCUGGUAACAGGGAGAAGCUGGAAUGCGCCAGGUAUUUCGAGGAGACUGAAACUCUGGAUAAAGCAGUUAUACUGUAUCAUCGAGCUGGUAUGUUACAUAAAGCUUUGGAUUUGGCGUUCAGAACGCACCAAUUCGAUACGUUGCAACAGAUCGCAACCGAAUUGGAUGCGGAUUCCGAUCCAGCGCUGAUCAAGAAAUGCGCUGAAUAUUUCGUCACCAAUGAACAGUACGAUCGGGCCGUUGAUCUUUUGGCUGUAGGAAGGAAGUACGUCGAGGCUAUAACCGUAUGUCUUGAGCAUAACGUCCAACUCAACGAGGAUCUAUCGGAGAAGCUGACGCCAGAGAAAGACGAGAUAGAAGACGGUAUGCGUAUAAAGGUUUUGGAGAAUUUGGCUGAAAGUCUGAUGGCUCAAGGGAAUUACCAUCUGGCCACCAAGAAGUUUACGCAAGCCGGUGAUAAGAUUAGAGCUAUGAAAGCUUUGCUGAAAUCGGGAGAUACGGAUAAAAUCAUUUUCUUUGCUGGCGUAUCGCGCCAACGUGAGAUUUACAUAAUGGCCGCAAAUUAUUUACAAUCCCUAGACUGGCAGAAUCAGCCGGAGAUUCUGCGCAAUAUAAUAACGUUCUACUCGAAGGGUAAAGCCAUGGAUUUGUUGGCCAACUUCUACGUGGCUUGCGCGCAAGUCGAAAUAGAUGAGUUCCAAAACUACGAGAAAGCUUACGGAGCUUUGACGGAGGCGUCCAGGUGUCUGGCGAAGGUUACCCAACCGAGAGAUGCAAAUCAGCAGCGCAGAGCCACGGAGAUCGUGCAACAUCAGUUGACGUUCGUCAAACGAUUCGUCGAUAUUAAGAGAUUGUUCGAACGUGGUGAUCUGCAAACUGGUAUGACACAAUGUAAGCAGCUGUUGAUCUCUGGUGGUAAAGAUUUGGAAUCGUCGGUGCGUCGCGGCGAUAUAUACGCGCUCAUGAUACAGAUCUGCGUUAAGAACGAGAGUUUCCCAGAGGCCAGACAACUUUUCCUGGAGCUUAAGCAGGUGCUCGCAGCCACCACCAAUGUUUCGGUCACGUAUUAUGUUAACAAGGAUAUAUUGGAAGCUUUGGCUAAAGGACUCGGGAUUCCGCUCUCCUCGUUGGUGCCGAUCGCGGAGAAAGUCGAUGAAGUCGGAAAAGUUGAUGAGGAUGAUGAGGAGGAGAUUGUAGAGGAAAUGGUUAAUGAUCUGUACAACUCUUGUAGUAAUAAUAAUCAUUUCAAAUUCGUUUUCGCCAAGAUGAACUCGAACGAACCGGGUGACCACUCGCUGGCCGCCUCGCAUCCCCCAACAGAUUCCAACGAAGGUAACCAAAGGCCACCAUCAACGAUCACCACAUCGGCUGCCACUGACCUAAGGGUGAACACAACAGCUCUGAAUGCGGUUGCUCUGAGUAGUGUCGCCAAGUAUUGGGUGCUCACCAACCUGCUGCCUGGACCCGUACCACAAGUUGCUGUCUAUGGCCUUCCAGGAUCUGCGAAGCCUGAAAACCAACCCAAAGUCUCACAGGAAUCGAUGAUGCCUCAACACGGCGGACUAAUACCGCCUGAUAACGUGCUACUGCAUAAUUCGCAAGUACCGCCGGCAAAUCUGACGAUACCAACGACCAUGCACUUGGAAUCGCAGCAGAACGGACAUCCGCAAAUCAACCAUCAGCAACAAGAAAAUCAAAAUAUGGUUUCCCAACAACAACAUAAUCAAAUGCAACAACAGCAACAGCAGCAGCAGCAACAACAACAGCAACAACAGCAGCAGCAGCAACAACAACAGCAACCGCCGCCUUCGCAGCAACAGAAUAUGGUUCAAGUGCAAGUGCAAGAUAACAUGGUUUCUGUAAUUGAAGAUAGCAAAGACCAUAAAGAUAUAAUUGCUUCUCAAUUGGUGCAAGCGCAGUUGCUGAAUGAGAAUACCCAAAUGGGACAGCAGCAGCAACAACAGCAACAAGGUUUGACGCCACAGCAGAUCCAGCAGAUGCAAGUACAGCAGGUUUUGGAUAACGUUGUUCGAAUGGAUACCGGCGAAGGUAAUCAAGCGAACGAUGAGCACAUUGGACCAGAUGGCAUGCAGAUCAAAGAUGAGAAGGUCAUGCAGAACUGCACGAAACUGUUGGGCGGCCAAUUCGGUAUGCCCGAUAUUAAAACUAAUUUGAUGGACGUCCGGACCGCAGAUGGAAGCAUCGUCAAGAUAUCAGCCGGUAUUCAAGAUCAAGAUUUGGCCAAAACGCUUGGAGCUGCUGAGAUGGUGCAGAGCAUGUACAAAGUGAACGUCGACGACAUCAACCAGCUGUUGGCCUACCACGAGGUGUUUGGAAAGUUGCAAGGCGAAAUAACGGGAGGCGCUGGGAAUCUGGUGCAGAAUAAUCCGGGCGGUCUUCAGGGUGUGAACAGCAUCGCGGUGGUGCCGAAAAUGGAUAAUGAUCAAGAAGCAUCGACCAGCGGGCUGAGCACCGACAGUCCACCCGCUGUGAUUACAGGUAAUCAUGUGUGUGAUUUAUGUGGAAAAAUGUUCCAGUUUCGUUACCAGUUGAUAGUGCACAGACGUUAUCACACUGAACGAAAGCCAUUUACUUGUCAGGUAUGCGGGAAAGCUUUUACGAACUCCACGGAGCUGAGCAGGCACGGAAAAUGCCACCUAGGAGGUAGCAUGUUCACCUGCAAUGUUUGCUUCCACGUGUUUGCGAACGCCGCUUCUUUGGAGCGUCACAUGAAGCGACAUACCACGGAUAAACCAUACCCGUGCACGUUAUGCGGGAAGUCUUUUGCUCGUAAGGAACACCUCGAGAAUCACACCAGGUGUCACACAGGUGAAACACCGUACAGGUGUCAAUACUGCGCAAAGACGUUCACGAGGAAGGAGCAUAUGGUGAACCAUGUGAGGAAGCAUACGGGUGAGACUCCUCAUAGAUGCGAAAUUUGUAAGAAGUCCUUCACAAGGAAGGAGCACUUCAUGAACCACGUGAUGUGGCAUACAGGUGAGACUCCUCAUCAGUGCACCAUAUGCGCCAAGAAGUACACUAGGAAGGAACAUCUUGCAAAUCACAUGAGAUCACAUACGAAUGAUACGCCGUUUAGAUGCGAGAUUUGCGGGAAAUCAUUUACAAGGAAAGAGCACUUCACGAAUCACAUCAUGUGGCAUACGGGUGAGACGCCCCAUCGCUGCGACUUCUGCUCGAAAACGUUUACACGGAAAGAGCAUUUGCUGAACCACGUGAGACAGCACACGGGCGAAUCGCCUCAUCGGUGCGGUUACUGUUCGAAGAGUUUCACGAGGAAGGAGCACCUGAUCAACCACGUGCGUCAACAUACUGGAGAAACCCCGUUCAGAUGCAGCUACUGCCCGAAAGCGUUCACGCGAAAAGAUCACCUUGUCAAUCACGUCCGUCAGCACACCGGGGAAUCGCCUCACAAGUGCACGUAUUGCACGAAGAGCUUCACCAGAAAGGAGCAUCUCACCAACCACGUCCGGCAGCACACCGGCGAGUCUCCGCAUCGCUGCACGUUCUGCUCGAAGAGCUUCACCAGGAAGGAACAUCUGACCAACCACGUCAGGAUACACACCGGAGAAUCUCCACACAGAUGCGAAUUCUGCCAGAAGACGUUCACGAGGAAGGAGCAUCUCACGAACCACUUGCGGCAGCACACCGGCGAAACUCCGCAUUGCUGCAACGUGUGCUCGAAACCGUUCACGAGGAAGGAGCAACUCAUCAAUCACAUGAGAUCCCACACAGGUAAAUUUCUAGGCGAGAGACCGUUCAGUUGCGGCGAGUGCGGUAAAUCGUUCCCGCUCAAAGGAAACCUGCUCUUCCAUCAAAGGUCGCAUAACAAGGGGGCUGCAGCAGAGAGGCCCUUCCGCUGCGAUUUAUGUGAUAAAGACUUUAUGUGCAAAGGGCAUCUGGUGUCGCACAGGCGUUCACACAGCGGCGAAAGACCGCACGCCUGCCCGGAUUGCGGUCGCACCUUUGUCGAAAAAGGCAACAUGUUGAGGCAUUUGAAGAAGCACGCCGCUGAGAAUUUAGCAGCUCAGCACGGGCCUAACGCCGCCAACCAUCAACCGCCUACACAGCCGCAGCCGCCGCAGACGAGCGUUGCCAACGUGCAGAUACCGCAGGUCACGCAGCCGCCUCCGCUUCCUGUAACGUCGGGGGCGGCGAUCGUUCAGCAGACGUUGAGCAUGCAUCCGCAGAACCCGCACCCCGUCGUGGUGCCAGCAGCUAACGGUAACGUUCUCGCGUCGUAUUAACAAGGGCAAAGAAAAGAGAGAAAAAAAAAAACGAUGCGCACCGAAUAUUUCCGAGGAUCGAGCUCCUCCCACAACAACGUUUUGUUUUGCCAUUUAGUGCCAUUUCUUUUGCCAAAAAAAAAGGAUUUUCUUUUUUUUUUAUUAAAUUAUACUUUUCUCGGAUGAUGCAAGCAGAAUGGAAACGUCGACCAAACUACUUAAUAUGCCUUAAAAAGGGUUGCGGGGUGUGCAGGUUGCACGCCCUAUUCGUUUUAACGCUCCGCUCCGCUCGAUGCGUGUAAAUAGUAAGGUGGAAUUCGGUGGGGGCGUUAAUUUGAACAAAAAACCUCGUCUGUUUUUUUUAUUUUUCGUAGACGAUGAAUGUAGAUGAAACGAUUGUAUAAGAAGAGAGAGAUAUACACACGAAUUAACGAUUAUUUUGUUAGGCCAUUUGUUGAUAAUUUUUUGUAUACAGGGUGUUCUUUUUUCUUUAGAAAGAUCAACAACCACCAACACAGCACCACCUGUAUAUGAUCUGUUGAAUAUAGAUUAGCCGUUUAUACACAUUAUAUAUAUAUAAAUAUAUAUGCAUGGCCAGUGCGUAGAGUGAAAGAGAUAUAUAGCGAGAGAAAGACACGAAGAGAGAUUGAGAGACCGGACGGAGGAAUAAAAAAAAAUUAUUAAUAAUAAUAAUAAUAUUAACAUAGUAUUUUAAAAGAUAAUGUACAUAAUUAAUGAAAAGAAGAUUAUUUUUGUUAUUUGUAUAUUAACUAUAUAAUAGCAGGAUAUAUAGAAAGAGAACAGUGGAUUUAAACAGAAUAAUAAUUAUAAUUAUAAAUAAGAGAAAGGAGGAGAAUGAAUAAUUGAAGGUGGAGUGGACUUGAUGAGAUUUCGUUUCAUUUGCAUUUAUAUAUAUAUAUAUAGUAUAUAUACUUACUCGGAUUGAGUUCUGGAUUUAUUUUGAUACAUUUUUCUUUUCUUUUAAUUUAAAAAAAAAUUUUUUCUUUAAUUUUCGUUUCUUUCCGAAUCUAUUAUAAUCACUAUGACCACUAACAAUGUUCGGAACUAGGACUAGGCAUGCAAGAAAAUGUGAUAAAUUUUGUUUUUAGGAUUACCGUUUGUUUUCGUGUAUUAAUUUUUUUUUUUUUGAAAUUUUCGGUUUCGUUGGAUCUGCUGUAAUAUUUCUCAAAAAACAAAAAUCACGUCAGCUUUAUAGCUUGCUUGAUGCGUGCAGCGUGCAAUGUGCAAAAUGAAAAGACAAUCGGUUUCACGUGAAAUCCAAAGACUACUCGAUCUCACGCGGAACGGAUUCAUUUUGCUCAUUUCAGUAUAAACUUUAUACAUAGACUCACGUACACUAAUCUCUGUUUUUUUUUAAAUUAAUUAAUUAAUUAAUAUUAAUUACGUUUAAUUUAAAGUCUCGCCCCCUCAAGACUUGUUUACUUUUCUUUUAUUUAAGUAACUUUUCGAGUUGUAGCGCAGAUCUACACGAGAAUGUGGCGUUGCGAACAAUUUAAACCCUUUCCCUUUUGUAAAUAUCAUUUGUAGCAUGGAAUAUGGCGCGAAUUGACCUUUUUUUUCUUUUAUAUAAUUUUUAUAUAUAUAUAUAAUUUUUUUUUUUCGUUCGUUCGUUUUGAUGUGUUUUUUUCCCUUCGUUUCCAGGCGAAAUGAGUGAAAGAAACGAAGUGAAAAAGAAAAUAAGAACUAAUAGUAUUAUGCGAUUCUUUAACUUAACUUUAUUCGUUCUUUAAUUUAAUUAUCACUAAACAAUUAAUUAGGACACGAAAUAAUAGUACGGCUCGCUCGUAAAUAUUUUCUUGUGAAGAAACAAAAGGAUGGGACGAUCCCAACAAAAAA
Molecule: messenger RNA, 9373 nt
Organism: Nicrophorus vespilloides
Lineage: Eukaryota; Metazoa; Arthropoda; Insecta; Coleoptera; Silphidae
Product: intraflagellar transport protein 140 homolog
Exons: 19
Coding region: 68-7537 (2489 amino acids)
Biological process (GO): intraciliary retrograde transport
Cellular component (GO): axoneme; ciliary basal body; intraciliary transport particle A
Molecular function (GO): protein binding
Source: RefSeq, a predicted model, not a curated record